GAACGAAACGGUCAAACAAAUCAUUCCAUGGAGCAGGUUAACGUACAGUCUCUCCCCAUUGACAAUCACUCGAUUUUCAUUUACUGUUAUCGAUGGACCGAACUCGCCAACAAGACACUCCGUAUCUCAUCUCCCUCCUCUUCGCUCUAACCGUCGCUACUCAAACCACCGGCUCGUUUAACUGCCGAACCGGUUCCCUCCCUUAUCCGUUCGGUUUGACCGACGGUUAUCCGAUCCGGUUCAAAUGCUCCGAGAAAACCGGCGACGCGGCGAUAGGAGAAUUCUCCGUUCAGGAGGUGACGAACGCGAACAUAUACGUGGAGAUCCCGCCGCUGUGCAAACGCGACAUCCGCAAAAUCGAGCAGCUCUUCCGCGACAACUACGCUCCGUCGAUAUCAGACAACACAGUUCUUGUCCAGGGGUGCAACGAGUCGUCGUCUGAUUGCUCGAUCGGUCGGAGUUUCGUCCAAGACCGGUUAAAUCUCAGUAGAUGUAUCUCUCAGGUGAGAUGUCUCGACGCAGCUGCGGAGGAGACAAAGGCCGAUGUGAUGAGUGUCCUCGACGUUGUGAAUCGGAGCGGUUGUGAGUAUUGGUUCUCUUCGAUCGCGCGUCGGUCUAAAUCGGUUAACUUGGGUCAACUCAGGCUCGAUUGGUGGCUUAAGGAAGGCUGUAGUAACGCUACAUGCUCCUCAAACGCAACUUGUACGACGGUCAAUCUCGCCGGCGGUGGGUUUGGUCAUCGUUGCAAGUGCAACGAUGGAUUUUACGGCAACGCCUUCAGUGUGCACGGUGGUGGUUGCCGACCAGAUGGUAAACGCGGAGGACUACUACACAAACUCAUUGUUCUUGGAAUUGCCAUUUUACUUGGAGCUUCACUAAUUGCCAUAUUGAUAUUUGCUUUUAUCUACCGCUACAAGCGUUCUACGUCUUCAUCGAGUACAUCACUCGCAAAUCGUUUGUUCUGUGAGCUGGCCGAGAACUCCAGCGUUCCCUUCUACACCUUCAAAGAGCUCGAGAAAGCCACCGACAAAUUUUCCGACAAAAACAAGCUUGGAACCGGAGCAUACGGAACAGUCUACGCUGGAGAAUUCCCAAACAGCUCGUGGGUCGCUAUUAAACGUCUCAGACGCAAAGACACACCAAGCAUCGACCAAGUCGUGAACGAGAUCAAGCUUCUUUCCUCCGUGAGCCACCCUAACCUAGUUCGUCUCUUAGGCUGUUGUGUCGCUCAAGGCGAACCGAUUCUAGUCUACGAGUUCAUGCCAAACGGAACGCUUUCUCAGCAUUUACAACACGAAAGAGGCCAAACACCACUUUCUUGGCCGCUACGUCUCUCCAUCGCUUCUCAAACCGCAAACGCAAUCGCACAUCUCCACUCUUCAGUAAACCCUCCUAUCUACCACCGAGACAUCAAAUCCAGCAACAUACUCCUCGACUACGAGUUCAACUCCAAGGUCUCUGAUUUUGGACUCUCUAGGCUCGGCAUGUCCACCGACUUCGACGUGUCUCAUAUCUCCACGGCUCCGCAAGGCACUCCUGGAUAUCUGGACCCUCAGUACCACCAAGAUUUCCAGCUCUCGGACAAGAGCGAUGUCUACAGCUUUGGAGUUGUUCUCAUUGAGAUCAUCUCAGGGUUUAAAGUCAUAGAUUUUACUCGUCCCUUCACUGAAGUGAACCUAGCCGCUCUUGCCAUUGACAGGAUCGGAAGGGGGCGUGUGGUAGACAUCAUUGAUCCCUCCUUACAAACAGAGAACGAUCCAAAAAUGUUUGCUUCUCUCCAGAACUUGGCCGAACUGGCAUUUCGCUGCUUAUCCUUUCACCGAAACAUGAGGCCGACAAUGAUUGAAGUUGCGGAAGACCUCCAACGGAUUAAGCUUAUGUACUUUGGCAAAGAGACAAGGAACUCCAAAAACCGAUCAGACCUCGAUAUAAAGAGACUAAACAGCAAAUAAUUAAAUACCCGGGAGUAUGAAUGUCGCCGCAGGAGCCUAGUAGACGAAUUCUGUCUUGGAUUUCGAUUGCUUUUUUUCUUUGUUGUUGGUUCCUUGUGUAUGAAGUAAGAAAGAAACAAUGCAGCUGGAAGAUCCACUAGGCUUUGUAUAUUCAUUUCAUAAAAUCUAUACAAAAUAUUCAGUUCCCUCUGUU
This is a messenger RNA of Raphanus sativus (radish), 2145 nucleotides long. RefSeq names its product wall-associated receptor kinase-like 21. NCBI's taxonomy places the organism in Eukaryota, Viridiplantae, Streptophyta, Magnoliopsida, Brassicales, Brassicaceae. Bases 93 to 1952 code for a protein of 619 amino acids. The record is from RefSeq and is a predicted model, not a curated record. The transcript has 3 exons. Gene Ontology annotation, biological process: protein phosphorylation. Gene Ontology annotation, molecular function: ATP binding; protein kinase activity.